Carassius auratus (goldfish) is the source of this 1205-nucleotide messenger RNA. RefSeq names its product vesicle transport protein USE1-like. The record is from RefSeq and is a predicted model, not a curated record. Gene Ontology annotation, cellular component: endoplasmic reticulum; SNARE complex. The coding region runs from base 56 to 919 and encodes 287 amino acids. Gene Ontology annotation, molecular function: SNAP receptor activity. Gene Ontology annotation, biological process: retrograde vesicle-mediated transport, Golgi to endoplasmic reticulum. NCBI's taxonomy places the organism in Eukaryota, Metazoa, Chordata, Actinopteri, Cypriniformes, Cyprinidae. The transcript has 7 exons.
CUCUUCCGCCUUGCUGUCCGUGAAACCCGAGCGACUUCCGCUUGCAGUGUCAAAUAUGGCCACGUCCAGACUAGAGACUAAUUUUAUCAGGUUAUUAUCGCGCUGUGAGUCCCUGGCUUCAGAGAGUAGAAAUGAGACAGAAUGGAGACUCGAGAAGUACGUUGGUGCUCUUGAGGAGAUGCUUGUUGCCCUUAAAAAGAGUCCCAGCAAACCAACAGCCGAAAUCCUGACGGACUAUCACCGCAAGGUGGACUUCCUCAAGGGUCUCUUAGAGGCAGACAAACUGCCAUCUCCAGCAGAGAAGUCUUUAGCCAAUCAGUUUCUGGCUCCUGGACGGAUGCCGACGAUGUCCAGCGAGAGAACGCCGGCCAGUAAGACGGUGCACAUUCAGAGCAAAGCGCGAUGUGCCGGAGAAAUGAGGAAGGAGCUGAUGAGCACCGGUUUAUCAUAUUCCGGUAAGUGUUAUAUUUUAGUAUUUAAAUGCUUCAUUUUAAGAAAUGAAAUGUCAUACGUGAAUCAUUGUUGUUGUUCUUCAUGGUCAGGUUCACUGGAGACAGAUCUCAGACACAGAAAGAGUAUUCCUGUAGAUGAGCAGCAGUCUGCGGCAGAGCUGGACGCUAUUCUGAAGCAUCAUAACAACCUGCAGGAGAAACUGGCCGAUGACAUGCUGAACCUCGCUCGCAACCUCAAGAACAACUCGCUCGCGGCCCAGAACAUCAUCAAGCAGGACAACCAGACUCUCACUCAGUCUGUGCGUCAGGCCGACAUGAACUUCGAGAAGCUGAAGACCGAGUCCGACCGUCUGGAACAACACGCCAAGAAAUCCGUCAACUGGUUCCUGUGGCUGAUGCUCAUCGUGGUCUCCUUCACCUUCAUCAGCAUGAUCCUCUUCAUCAGACUGUUCCCGCGACUCAGAUGAUCUUAAUCAUCAUCAGAUUUAUAUAGAACAACAGGUUUACAAAGACACUAGCAAGUAUUAAUAAAGAUGAUUGACAGGCUCGAUUAUUCAGUCAGUCAAUCCCGCAAACAUUACCCGGAUGCUAUUGUUGAUGUCAUAACGAAUUCGCGUCGAAUGACAUCUUAAACGAAUCCUAUUUUGUUUGAAUGUUCGUACGGUAAGUAGACUUUUGAACCAUAGACUCUUCGUCAGUCGUUUCCGUACGUAACUAAACGUUCCUAAUACUAAUUUUGAGACUGGCAUUUUU